AUGUCGACGCGGAGGAUACGCAACCCAUUCGGAAUUUAUAUAGCCGUUGUUCUCCUAGAUUGUUGCUGGGAAGCGGUGUCCGGGCAGCUCUCUUACUCCGUGUCAGAGGAGGUUAACCCGGGGACUUCAGUGGGAAAUCUCGCAAAAGAUCUAAACCUUAAUGUCCAUGAAUUGGAGGCGCGUAUGUUUCAGAUCGUCAGUGGAUCAAAGAGAAAGUAUUUUGACGUGAAUCUAAAAACAGGUUUCCUUUACGUCAAUGAGAGAAUAGACCGCGAGGAGCUUUGUGCGAAGGCUACAAAAUGCACCGUCAAUGUAGAGGCCGUGAUCAACAAUCCGCUGAAGCUGUAUCGUUUGGAGAUAAAUGUGCUCGAUAUAAAUGACAACGCACCACGUUUCUCUGAGGAUUUGCAGUCGCUUAACAUUGCAGAAAGUACAGCGCCAGGAGGAAAAUUUGGAUUUAUCGGGGCGUCCGAUCUCGACGUUGGUAAGAACAGCGUGAGCACAUAUAAGCUGAGUGCAAAUGAUUAUUUUUCUUUAGAGACUCUCAAAGGAGGAGACAGUGUGUCUGCUAAGCUUGUGCUUCAGAAAGCGUUAGACCGAGAGACACAGCCUACAAUAAAACUCACAGUGACGGCAGUUGACGGAGGAAACCCACCCAAGUCAGGGACAUCCUUGAUCAUUAUAAAUGUUUUAGACGCUAACGACAAUGCUCCGACUUUCAGUAGUUCUUUAUACAAAGCACGCAUUUAUGAGAAUGUACCAAUAGGUACAACUGUUAUAGUUUUAAAUGCAUCAGACGCAGAUGACGGCUUAAAUGCUGAAAUUGAAUAUUCAUUUAGAAAGAAAGGUCAAGAUCAGGUUUUAGAUUUGUUCCAAAUAGACUCAAAAACAGGUGCGAUUUUAGUGAAAGGUGAAAUCGACUAUGAAGAAAACCCUGUAUUUGAGAUUCAUGCACAGGCCAGUGACAAAGGCCAGCCCCCGAUGUCUGCAGAUUGUAAAGUGCUGGUAGAAGUGGUGGAUCUCAAUGACAACGCUCCUGAGAUCACUGUGACGUCAUUAAUAGACACAGUGAAAGAGGACGCUGAAGUAGGUACUGCUAUUGCACUUGUUUCUGUCCUGGAUAAAGAUGGUGGGAAAAACGGGGCAGUUAAAGCUGURAUUUCAAACAAUGUCCCCUUUAAACUGGAAACCAAUUAUAAAAAUUAUUAUUCUUUAGUUGUUAGUGAUCCGAUUGACAGAGAAACUCAGGCUCACUACAAUCUCUCGUAUUCCAUCUUAGAGGAGGUAAACCCGGGGACGUCUGUUGGAAAUCUCGCCAAGGACCUAAACCUCAACGUGCAGGAGAUAGAGUCUCGUAUGUUUCAGAUCGUUCAUGGAUCGAAGAAAAAAUAUUUCGACGUGAAUCGAAAAACAGGUUUUCUUUACGUCAAUGAGAGAAUAGACCGCGAGGAGCUUUGUGCGAAGGCUACAAAAUGCACCGUCAAUGUAGAGGCCGUGAUCAACAAUCCACUGAAGCUGUAUCGUUUGGAGAUAAAUGUGCUCGAUAUAAAUGAUAAUGCGCCACAUUUCUCGGAGAAGUCUCAGUCACUUAACAUUGCAGAAAGCACUUUACCAGGGCUGAAAUUUGGACUGAUAGAGGCAUCGGAUUUGGAUGUCGUCAAAGGAAAGAUCGACUAUGAGCAACAUCCUGCGUUUGAGAUUCAUGCACAGGCCAGUGACAAAGGCCAGCCCCCGAUGUCUGCUCAUUGUAAAGUGCUGGUAGAAGUGGUGGAUCUCAAUGACAACGCUCCUGAGAUCACUGUGACGCCAUUAAUAGACACGGUGAAGGAGGACGCUGAAAGCCACUGA
Paralichthys olivaceus (Japanese flounder) is the source of this 1848-nucleotide messenger RNA. Lineage: Eukaryota; Metazoa; Chordata; Actinopteri; Pleuronectiformes; Paralichthyidae. The record is from RefSeq and is a predicted model, not a curated record.